CUUGACGUCUCGCGAGGAAGCAGGAGUGAACGCUGUCGCGCGCGCGGGCUGCACAGUCUCGAGACGCGGCGGUUUUGUAAGGGAGACAGAAGAAGACGAAAAUAAAAUACAAAUCUGUGUAAACGAAGACGCGACAAAAGGAAUUUACCAGCUCUGCUUUGGCGACGAAACUUUCCCUGCAGUCACGCUUAGAAGCGCGCAAUAGAUUAGUUUCUCUUGUUUUUAAGAGCAUUUAAUAUACUGAAAUAUCUUUGCUCCGAUGUUGAAACAAACGGCGAAUCCUAGUGGGCGAAAAGCCGCCAACGGAGCUGCAGCAACCAUCGGUGUAGGCGGAUCGCCCGUCUCUGCAGUCGGCGUUAACAGCACCAACAGCAGACCCGUGGCCGGAAGGGGUCGAAACUCUGGAAAAGGACCCCCACAAUCGUCUCCAAUGUUUGAAGGAGUUUAUAACAAUUCUAGAAUGCUGCACUUUCUCACAGCUGUUGUGGGCUCAACAUGUGACAUCAGAGUUAAGAAUGGCAGUAUUUAUGAAGGUAUUUUUAAAACCUUGAGUUCUAAGUGUGAGCUUGCUGUUGAUGCAGUUCACAAGAAAAGCUUGGAUCAAAUUUCUGGAGGAACUCCCCCAAAGAGAGAGGAAAUUAUUGACACCAUGAUUUUCAAACCCUCUGAUCUUGUCACCAUGCAUUUCAAGAAUGUAGACCUGAAUUAUGCCACUAAAGACAAAUUUACAGAUUCAGCGAUCAGUUCUUCAAAAGUCAAUGGAGAACACAAAGAAAAAGUGCUUCAACGUUGGGAGGGUGGUGACAGCAACGGAGAGAGCUACGACCUGGAUAGUGAUACCGCCAAUGGGUGGGAUCCCAAUGAGAUGUUUCGGUACAAUGAAGAAAAUUAUGGAAUUAAGUCCACCUAUGAUGCUAGCCUGUCUCUCUACACUGUUCCUUUAGAAAAAGGAAACUCUGAGCAGUACAGACAGAGAGAAGCACGUGCUGAAAAGUUGGCCAGUGAAAUUGAAGCAAGCCCCCAGUACCGGCAGCGAAUCUCAAUGGAAAAUGAUGAAGGGCGGUCUGAGGAAGACAAAUACAGUUCUGUAGUUCGUGAGAGAGAUCGAGACAGUCCUCGAGAGAAGGAGCGGGAUAGAGACAGUCCCAGCUUUUCAAGCAGGGAGGGCAAGUAUAUUCCUCUUCCUCAGCGUGCUCGAGAAAGUGGCAGCAUGAGAGGAGCUCCCAGAGGCUCCAGCAGCAGUGGUGCUGUGGUGGGAUCCCAGACGCAACGUGGUAGCCUUAGUUCAAGUGGCCCUAGGACUGUGGGAGUCGUAUCCAGUUUGCCCCCAAGGUCCACAGCCAACCAGUCCACUGAAGUAAAUCAGUCUCAGUCCCGCAGUUCUUCUGCCCUGUUGGAUGCUGGUAGCCCAUCACUGAGGAGCUCUUACCACAAUCACCAUCAUGGAAGCAGUGUGACAUCAGAACGUGGCAGCCCACAGACUCACCAUUCAGAAUCUUCACGUGGACACACGUCUGGAUUUCACCAUGUUUCUCAUCACCCUGAGCAGCGCAACUCUCUUCAUUCUCCACGGUCACAUAGCAACUCUGAAAGCAGAGCUGCUUCUACUUCAGUGGAACCAAGCAGCAGCAGUCCUGUUGCUGGUAGUCGCAUCAUUACUACGGAAGUGUGUGCAAACACACUAUCUGGUUCCAGCCCACGUAAUCACGUGGCUGGGGAAAGUAACCUUCCAAGCACCACUAGUCCUGUGCCAGGAAGCAGCAGCAGUGGUGGUGGCCAGACUCAGCGUAGUACCUCCAGUGCUUCUCCUGCCGACAUUUCUGCUCCCCAAGCCAUGGGGCCACAAAGGUACUCUUCUGUAGUAGAAAGCAGCAGCCAGACGUGUGGUGGUAGCAACACAGUUGUAGAACCUCAGCGGGUGGUUAAUGGAGUUUCAGGAGCUUCUCGAAUGUCACCCAAGAGUCAGAGAAUCAUCCCUGCCAGUAGGACUAUCAAACCCAACCCAAGUCCCACUGCGACCACUACCUCAGGUACCUCAAGGACCUCAUUCACUCCUCGUUCUCCUAAGUCAUGCAGCGGUUCCCAAGAGGCUCUGCUGACCACUCCUUACCUUGAUAACUCAGCCAUUUCAACGGCUAUCAACAAGCUUUCUAGUCCUGUGCCAAGCUUUCCCAUUGAUGUUAAUGAAUUUUUGGGCACUGGAGCAAAAGAGAGAGCAGUGGAGAACCAGAGCACCGUAUCUGAAGUCACAAAAGCCUGUGCUAAAGUCUCCACUGAGCAUCAGAGAAACCAAAUUGAGGAACUCCGAAAAUUUGGCAAGGAAUUCAGGCUACAACCAAGCACUGGCACUGUUGAGCCAGAGCCUCCUGUGAAGGAUGUAGAUACAGGCACAGUAGACGGAAAGCUGAAGAGGGAAGGUUGUCCUGUAGCAGAUGCUGAUAAGCUACAGCAAGUUCCACAGACGGAGUCACAAGUGGAGCCCGUUGCUGUGGCAGACAGACAGUCCCCAGGCACGUCCUCUCCUGCCAGAACUCCUAGCGAAUCAGAUGAGAGACCAGAGGGCAUGUCUGAACAAGUGAAAAAGUCGACCCUGAACCCCAAUGCAAAGGAGUUCAACCCUACUAAGCCAAUUGUGACAGCAGCAAAGCCAACAAAUACACCAACACCUCCUCGACCACAGACACUGCCUAGUCCUUCCAUUACAGUGCUGCCACCUCCAAACCAAAGCGGCCUAUACAAUCCCCAGUACAUUUCCUAUGUGUCUCAGAUUCACAUGAGUCCAGCAGUUCAAGGUCCCCAGAUGUACCAGUACACCGUGUCAGCAGUUAGCCAAGGCAAGUAUCCCCGGGCUAAAAGUUCAGUAGGACCUCAGCGCUCAGACCAGCAUCAUGCAGCUUCUGCUCCUCCAAUGAUGCAGGCUGCAACUGCAGCUGGACCCCCUUUGGUUGCUGCAGCCCCAUACCCAUCAUCAUAUAUUCAGUACAAUCCACAGCAGGCUGUGAUGCAAGCUAUGGCCCACUACCAGAGCCAGCCUGUGUAUCCCAUGAUCCAAGGAAACCCUAGGAUGAUGUCUGGGGCCCACCCUCAAACGAUUGUAUCCUCCAGUGCACCACAGUAUCCAUCUGCUGAUCAGGGCCCACCUCAGACUAUGUAUGCAACAGUUCCACAGCCAUAUCCUCACCACAGUAACCCCAUGCACCCACACCAACCCCAGCCUGCCAGCACCCCUACUGGUAACCAGCAAGCUGGCCAGCACCCGGCACCCAGUCCAGUACAGCACCAGUCUGGACUGGGAUCAGGACAGCCUCCACAGCAAGGUUUGUAUCAUGCUGGAGCACUGACCCCCACCCCUCCAGCCAUCACUCCUGGUCCAAAUCCACAGUCCCCUCAGAGUGGAUACACACAGCAGCAAGUCUACGCCAUCCACGCUCACCAGCAGAUUCAGCAUGGCUAUGGCCUGGGGCAGAUAGCGCAGGCUCAUGUUCAAGGUGGCCUACCAGGGGGGCAUCCACAUCCCAGUAGCUCUCAUGGACCUCCACAGGUUAUGUUACUUCAUGCUCCCCCCCAGCAGAGUCAUGGUGGGCCCCCUAGCCACCCAAAUCAUCCAGGUCAGGGAGGCCAGCAGAGUGGUGCACACUACACCUAUAUAGGACACCCACAAGCCGUUCCAGUUCAGCCUCAUCAUGCAUCUCAACAGAUAUCAUUCCACCCCCCGGCAAAUUGAGGGUGUGCUGGUGUGGCCUGGGCAAAAUGGGCAGUUGGACCUCUGCAGACCAGUCUGUUUUGAAGUGGGUGGCAUGUAGGUGAAUUCCAGCACAGGCCUGUGCCGCUUGCCUGCCUACCUACCUCCCUCCACUAGUGAGGGCAGGAGAUGUGGCUUCCAAAGCCUGAGAGGACGCAGCCCUUCCCCUGACUUUUACUUUUCUUAUUUAUAAGUGACAGAGAUCUUACCUUUCUGCACUUUCCAACUUGGUUCCCAGAGACCACAAAGAGACUUUACUUCUUUAGUCAUACAUUUAAAAUAUUCAAAAAGACAAAAAAAAAAAUAAAAAAAUAAAGUUUUAAACUUACUAAACUAAAACCA
Molecule: messenger RNA, 4084 nt
Organism: Erpetoichthys calabaricus (reedfish)
Lineage: Eukaryota; Metazoa; Chordata; Cladistia; Polypteriformes; Polypteridae
Product: ataxin-2-like
Biological process (GO): cytoplasmic stress granule assembly
Cellular component (GO): cytoplasmic stress granule
Molecular function (GO): RNA binding
Source: RefSeq, a predicted model, not a curated record